Messenger RNA from Poecilia reticulata (guppy), 2898 nucleotides. The record is from RefSeq and is a predicted model, not a curated record. NCBI's taxonomy places the organism in Eukaryota, Metazoa, Chordata, Actinopteri, Cyprinodontiformes, Poeciliidae.
GAACGUCAAGGAUGAAGAUUCUCCUCCUGACCCGGUCCGAGCCUUGGUUCUGCUGUUCUACAAACCUCCAGUUGAUCCUGAGUCAAAACACCAGAUUAAUGUAUUGAUGCUGCCAAAAAACGUUGUUCUCAGAACUGUACUGCAAUUUAGGAAGAAAUUAGGUGAUCAUGAAAUGUUCCUGGAGGCUACAAACUGCAAACUGCAGCUGAAUCAGCUUUACUCUCUGUCUGUUUCUCCUGGAGGUGAUUCUGUUCAGGUUCAGCCCACAGAAGCAGAGCCUGAUGAGUUUUAUGAAUAUUACUUUUCAUCCUACCAGGUAUCAGUAAAUGUAUCCAUCGGACAUGUUACCCUGAGUUUAGUGGAGUUUAGCAACUCCUGCUGUGUUUGGAAACGAGAUGUUUGUCUUUUCCCUGCUAAAGCAAAAAGUUUCUCUUCAAGCAAGACGUUGAAGAAAAUAGGAAACGCCAUCACUGAUAGGAAGUCAGGAGCAGAAAUCAAUCCUCAAGGAGCUGAAUGUAAUUUUUCUGCUGCUUCUUCCUCAGAUUAUCUACCAGAUCACCAUACAAAAAUUAAUCAAGGCCAGAAAUGGUCAUCAGAUUCCCUUGGUGAAUCCAGUCUGAUCAGUUUAUUCCAUCGAAAACAAAGGAAAAAGGAAAGACAAACCCUAACUGAAGCACAGGGAAAAACUGCUAAGGUUAGGCGAACAAUAUUUAACAUUCAACCAAACUCAAAUAGAAAAAUAGAAGAAAGGGUUGAAGAGCAUCAAAAUAAAUUAAUAGAUCAAAGAAAAAAGUCUUUUAACAUAAACUUCCCAAGACCAGACUUGCCUCCACGGCUCAUGCCCAGGUAUGAAUCUGAGACCUCACCUCUUCAUACAAAUAGAGCAGAAUCUAUUUGUAUGAUUCAUUCUUUAGGUCAGAAUAAUGAAUUAUACUCACAAUCAUACCCAAUCUCGUCACACUUUUCUUUUGAGCCUUCAAAUUUAUAUCCCAAGGGGAUUUAUAUUCCCUUGAGCCGUCUAAAGAAGGAUCCUGAUGAAUCAAAGAACGACCUCGAGUUCACUUACCCUGAAACAUUGCUUUUAGGUGCAAUCUCUGCUGAAACUAUCAACCAAAGAUUUUUUUCGUUAACUGAGGAACAUGAAGCAGAUGCUGAACAAAUCUUUCGAGAUGAAUCGGUGUCCGAUCUGCUUGAUUUCUCUUCACCCUUCAACACUCGGCUCAGCAACGUAUCACUAUCAACUGUAAGCCGUCCAUCCACUGCAGGUACGUCUUCGCCAAUACUCGACUUCUCUCCUUCUCAUCAAGAUGAAUUACAAAGUCUGUAUGUGGGACCUUCCAGGACAGUUAGGCAGAUAUCAGGGGUUUUUAAUAUCCCCACCUUAAUCCCAAUAAGUCAAAACGUUUCCGCAGAAAGGCCUCCAGAACUUCUUGACAUGCAACAGCCUUGCUUACAAGAUACAGCAGAAAACUACCAAGAUGAAAUAAUGGAGUGGGUUGGACAUGGACAUGUGAUUGACUCCGUCCCAAACAGAUCAACCCAUAUUGACAUUCCCCACACUUCAGGAUCUGUUUUGAGAAGAAGCCGCAGUAACUCGUCUCCUCUCAGCUGUUCUUUGAUUCGUCAGGAUCCUCCUUUAGAUGACAGUAUCUUACCUCGAGCUGCUAGCUUACCCAACAUGAAGCUCCAAAGCAGCUUUGAGGAGAUUACUCCUGGUUUCUGUGGAGAUCCAGAUGAUGAAACCUACUGGUUCCAGUGCUCCAGUCCAGGCCUGUACCAGUGCAGAGUGAGCGGGUUUUCUGCUUUUGGGAACGUCAAGGAUGAAGAUUCUCCUCCUGACCCGGUCCGAGCCUUGGUUCUGCUGUUCUACAAACCUCCAGCUGAUCCUGAGUCAGAACACGAGAUUAAUGUGUUGAUGCUGCCAAAAAACGUUGUUCUGAACAAUGUGCUGCGUUUCAGGAAGAAAUUAGAUGAUAAUGAGAUUUUCCUGGAGACGCCUCCAAAUUGCAAACUGCAGCCGAAUCAGCUUUACUCUCUGUCUGUCUCUCCCAGAAUCGACUCGGUUCUGGUUCAGCCCACAGAAGCAGAAUUUGAUGCAGAAUCCUAUGAAAACUACGUCCCAACGUUCCAGGUGGUUUAUGAGGAAAUGAUGAAACACAUCAUACUGUCUCUGAGGGACAGCAGCUCCAGUAUUGUCUGGGACAGACGAGCUCGUCUUUCUUCUGCCAGAGUCAGAAGAUCCUGUGGACCGACCCGACAGAACCUCAGUCCAAAGGAGAAACUGAUGGAGAUAAGGAUCGACUUCAUAGAUGGGGUAUCAGGCCCAGUUCUGCAGAGUUUGAUGGAUAAUCUGCUGAAGGAAAAAGUCAUCAAUGAUUCUGAGAGGGAGGCAGUGGAGGCAGAGAGAACCAGAGGAGACAAAGCUCGAGUUUUAAUCGACACGGUGAGGAGAAAAGGUGAUGAUGCAAGUUCAAAGAUGAUCUGCUUCCUCUGUGAUCUCGACCGCCGCUUCUCUGAAUCUUUGGGGCUGAUGUGAGGAAAAAUCAGGCAGAAUGUAAAAACUGAUGUUGAGAGUUAAUUUUCCUGCUAAAAUGUGAAAAUAUUGAACCUUUAGUGAAGCUUCAUGGCUUGUUUUGAUAAAAAAUUAGGUUAAACUUUGCAGAGGUUAGUGAUACCUGCAGAAAGGACUGAGCUGAAUAUUACUGAGAUGGAAGUGAAGAAAUCAUCAGUCAAACCUGAUGGUUUGUUUCUGUGGUGCAGCAAACAUGAAGCGUCACAUUUUAAAGAAACUGAUCUGUAAAGGAGGAUCUGUCCUUCAAAAGUAUAAUAACUGAAAACACACAACCUUAGAAUGUAUGAAAUCGUGUGUCCAGGAUGUGUGGGGUCUGCAGUGAUAUU